This is a messenger RNA of Aspergillus wentii DTO 134E9, 1263 nucleotides long. RefSeq lists its product as uncharacterized. The coding region runs from base 1 to 1263 and encodes 420 amino acids. The record is from RefSeq and is a predicted model, not a curated record. Gene Ontology annotation, biological process: secondary metabolite biosynthetic process. Gene Ontology annotation, molecular function: FAD binding. Lineage: Eukaryota; Fungi; Ascomycota; Eurotiomycetes; Eurotiales; Aspergillaceae. The transcript is spliced from 9 exons.
AUGACAGCACCACCCAAACUCAAAGUCGCCAUCAUCGGCGCCGGCCCAGCAGGUCUGGGCGCAGGCAUUGAAUUCGCCAAACUGCCUUUUGUCGAUGUGCAAAUCUACGAACAGGCUCGCGAGCUGCGCGAGGUGGGGGCUGGAAUCAGCAUUCAGCAUAAUACAUGGCGGAUGUUGGAUGUUCUGGGGGUGUAUGAUUACCUGGAAGAGAAGGAUUUGUUUCGGGCGAUGGAUGGACAUGCGGUUCAACAUCGAAAUGGUAGAACGAAUGAGCUGCUGCUUUCCAGUGGACAGGAGGGAACUCCCGCCAGAUAUCUCCAUGCUCGAGCGCUUCGAUCUGUUCUCCAGAAAGCUCUUCUGAAAGGAGUCGAUCAAUCCAAACUGAGAUUAUCCAGUCGACUGACACAUAUUACUCAACUCCCAUCUCACAGACUAGCCCUACAAUUCGAAGACGGUCACACCGACCAAGUCGAUCUUCUCAUCGGAGCAGACGGCGUCGUCCGCCAAUUCGCAUACCCAGAUCACAAACUCGAAUACACCGGCAUGACGGCAUACCGUGCUCUCGCCGAUGCCAGGGAUAUCCUAAACAUUCCCGGUUUCCCGGACGCAGUCACCUUCUGGCACGGUCCGGCUGACCGCCUGUAUACAUGUAAUCUGAAUAACAAUGUAUACGAGAUUGCAGCACGAGUCCCAGAAACCAAGGAGAGUGCGCCGGUGAGUUGGGGGCAGGAUGCGCGUGUUGACGAGUUCAGUUGGAGAUAUAAGGACUUUUCUCCAAUGCUCAAAAGUGUCCUGGAUAAUAUCACGGAAGUGAAAAAGUUUGCUCUCUUUUCUGGACCGCGAUUGGAAAAGGUCGUUUCGCAUGCUUCGAUUGCGUUGGUUGGUGAUGCGUCGCAUCCAUUAUCCGGGGCAUUUGGCGCUGGAGCCGGAUUCGCACUUGAAGACGUCUACGUCCUCAGUCGCGCUGUCGAAUGGGCGUAUAGUCGAGGCUAUUCGAUAAAAGACGGACUGGGUUUAUUCGACAGAGUCCGAACGCCACAUUACAAUGCUAUGUACGAAAUCUUGGAUGGUUUUGCUGCAUCGAACGCAGCAAUUCAGAAAGCAACUAGCUUUGAUGAGGCCGUGUCUGUUAUUGUUGCUGAGAAGUGGAACAAUGAUCAUGAUUGGCUUUACCAUUACGAUGUGGAAAAGGUGUGGAGGAAGACGGUAGAAGCUGAGGAUGCUUGUCGGAAUGAUGAUGCUAAGAGGGAGUCGCAUUUGUAG